CAAAAACGUCAAAAAUUCAUUGUUAGUCUAAUCAAAAACAUUCUUUAAUAAAAAUAAGAAAACUCCCUAAUGGAAAGUGUUGAAGUGUUUUUUAUCGUCGAAUUUCACUUCUAUUCAAACUAAGACAACGUCAAGCAUGUCAUUUGAUGGUGUAGGUCCUGAAAUGGUUCACGUUGCUGUCAACACGGACCCUCUCCAAAUGCUGCUCCAAGAAGAAUCUACAAAAACCCAGCACUAUGGUCUCAAAGUACGCAACAUUCCACACAUCAAAAUCUCUGAAAUGAAUGAACUGAAAGUCUGGUACGAGUUUGGAGAAAAAAUUGGUGAAGGAGGAUUUGGCAUAGUGAUGGCAGUUAAAGAAAAAAGUAACAAUAAAGAAUGGGCAAUGAAACUUAUUUCAAAGUCAACAGCCGGUGAUAAUAUAAGAAUGGUGGAGCAAGAAAUCCAAAUCUUGAAAUUAAUCCAUCACCCCCAUAUCAUAUACCUUGAUAAGAUUUUCGAAUCGCCAAAAAAAAUGUAUUUGGUGUUCGAGAGGUGUCAUGUGGAUUUUGCAAAAAUCUACAAUGAACGCAAACCCUUUGCUGAAAAAAUAGCAAGAAAAAUCAUUUCAGAGUUGGUAGAUGCUGUGGCGUAUUUGCAUAAAUAUGAAAUCGUUCAUAGAGACUUGAAAAUGGAAAAUAUCUUGCUUGGGGAAAAUCCUCUUGACCCGACUGACGAGUACUACAUAAAAUUGACCGAUUUCGGAUUGAGCAGUAUCGUCAAAUCCGGGAAAGGGAUCGAGAGCAUGCUGCACGAAUUUUGCGGAACUAUCUAUUACAUGGCGCCUGAAAUGAUUACCUUCAGGUCCUACAGCCAAAUGUGUGAUAUGUGGUCGGUGGGUGUAAUUCUCUACAUGUUAGUCAUUGGCAAAUAUCCAUUCUAUGGCAAAAACGAUAAAGAAAUACAAAUCAAAAUUUGCACACAAUCGCCAAAAUUCGAUACAAAACUGUCGCAAGAGCUCGAAGAUUUGAUUUUAUUGUUGCUGGUCAAAGAUCCAGUCAAACGCAUAAGAGCAACUGAGGUUUUACAACAUCCGUGGAUUUCAAGCAAAAAAAUGUCGAAAGCAAUGUAUUCUUAUAAUAUCAUGGAUAAAAUGAAAGAGUGGAAGUCGGAAAUGACGGUGGAAACAGGUGCGGUUUCUGAUUGGGUCAUGACGCCUGAUGAAGCUAUUGAAGCCAACCGGUCGCAAACUAAACAGGCGAUGAACCUACCGAAAACUAACAUCAACUUUGAUAGGGCGAGUAGAAGGAUGAGUAACCCCAAGAAAAUUAGUCCAAAGGAGCAGCUUCUGAAACCAUCACCGAAACCAACGAUGAAAGGGCAAUCGAGCAAAAAGCGGGUGAAUUAAAAUAGGAGUCGCAGAAGUAACGACUAGUUAUUGUGUAAUAAUGUUCUUUUACAAGUAAUUUACAGUAACACUGAGUUUAUUAUAGGUAAUUGUGUACCCUAUAAAGUUUACAUUAUAUUACUCUGAAUUUGGA
Messenger RNA from Tribolium madens (black flour beetle), 1520 nucleotides. RefSeq names its product serine/threonine-protein kinase 33-like. NCBI's taxonomy places the organism in Eukaryota, Metazoa, Arthropoda, Insecta, Coleoptera, Tenebrionidae. Gene Ontology annotation, molecular function: protein kinase activity; ATP binding. The record is from RefSeq and is a predicted model, not a curated record. The coding region runs from base 137 to 1387 and encodes 416 amino acids. Gene Ontology annotation, biological process: protein phosphorylation. The transcript is spliced from 7 exons.